AAAAAAUAUUAUGGAUCCUAACUAAUUUGUAUGUUAUUUUUUCACUAUAUGAUAGGGUAUUGAAAUGGCUAAGAAAUUCCAGCAGUUUUUUGCUCAUAUGAAUAAGUUUUGUUAAGAUUUUUUGAAAGAUUAGAAUGUGACAGAGAUUCAAACAGUAACAGAGAAGAAGAAGGAACGAGACCCUAAUGCACCUAAAAAACCUUUGACAGCUUUCUUUUUAUUUAAUUAGAAAUACAGAGAGAAAGUGAUUGAACGCAAUCCAGGUAUAAUUGGUUAAAAAAAUAUAUUUAUAGAGAUUAAGCUUACACAAAUAUCUUAAAUGGCGGGAAGUAAAUGGUAAUCGAUGACAGAAUAAGAAAAGAAAGUAAUAAUUUAACUAUGAUUUUAUUAUAGCCCUAUCUUGACCAAUACAAUGCAGCAAAGGAAAAAUAUGAAUUAGAGUUGAAAGAUUAUAAUGAUAGAAACGGAAUUGAAACAAAUGAUAAGAAGCGAAAGAAAUCAGAGAAAGUAUAAUAAUUCUAAAUAUAUAUAGCUUGAUGAUAAAUCUAUGAAAUCAGCAUAAGAUAACCAUAUUGAUGAUUUUGAUUCAGAAUCUGUUCAACCAGCUGCAAAACAUUAAUAAUAAAUAAAACAAUAACAGCAAAAAUAAAGCAAUAAUGAAGAUUAGGUGAAAUAGUAGUAAGGAAAAUAGACAAAGUAAUAACCAUAACAAAAAUAAAUACCAGUUUAGACUAAAAAGGCUAGACAUGUAGAAAUAGAUGAUGAUAUUUAAAAAGAUAUCGAUUAAGCUAUGAGUAAUCCAAAAUAGACACAAAAAAAAUCAAAGAAAUGAAAAGAAUAAAAAACAAC
Messenger RNA from Paramecium sonneborni, 849 nucleotides. Lineage: Eukaryota; Ciliophora; Oligohymenophorea; Peniculida; Parameciidae. The record is from the annotation of a GenBank genome assembly.